This is a messenger RNA of Phanerochaete carnosa HHB-10118-sp, 2388 nucleotides long. RefSeq lists its product as uncharacterized. Gene Ontology annotation, biological process: endosomal transport; endocytosis. Lineage: Eukaryota; Fungi; Basidiomycota; Agaricomycetes; Polyporales; Phanerochaetaceae. The coding region runs from base 155 to 2293 and encodes 712 amino acids. Gene Ontology annotation, molecular function: calcium ion binding; phosphatidylinositol binding; ubiquitin binding. The transcript has 8 exons. The record is from RefSeq and is a predicted model, not a curated record. Gene Ontology annotation, cellular component: cytoplasm; plasma membrane.
AGCCGUCCUGUGCCCUUUCCCCUGCUCUCAUCCGCAGGCCACAGUUCCCAGGCUCAUCCGUUAUCAACCACGACGUCGACUCCCGACGGACGAGCGAACGUGGUCCAUCUACGGCGCACCUACACGGUUAUUCUCUGUGAAGGGCUAAUCAUCCAUGCCGAGGAGCCGGUUAUUCGGACGUAGCGCACCCCAGCCAGAUGCGGCUCGGUACGCGCCUCCAGCUGGUCCCCCGCCGACCUGGCCGCAAUGGCAGACACCAGGCUCAUCGCUUGGGAGGUCCAGGCAGCCGCGGCGCGGUGACGGGGGAUCCGAAGUAGAAACCCCGGUAAUCUCUCUUGAAGACGAGAUAAAGCGAUCGUUCAAGGCUUGCAAGACGGGCAAGGGGAAUGCCCAGCUUCUCCAGGAAACUCUAGCCUAUACGAAGGUGGAAGAUCUGAAGGGCAAUCCCCUCAUCGAGGAAUUUUUGCAAAGGUGUCGCGCAUCCCAAGAGUAUCUCGCCUCCAACAUCCCCUGGGCCUCAUUCCAUGCCGAGAGAUCUCGCGAGACAUACCGCGGUAGCGACGAGACCGAGGAGGAACGUCUUCUUGCAGAGUUGCUGCAGACGAAUCAGGAGCUUCUAGACGCACUCAAAUCCUACAGUGACCUCGAAGGCCAAACGGAACGCGACCGCAAGAGAACUGAACGUCGACUGCGCGCCAUGGAAGCAAUCACCUCCUUCAAUCCUACCUCUUCCGAGUCGGCCUUGGUAGACCGCAUCUUCGCAGCCGGAGAUCCCCAGAAUACUGGAUCUAUUAGCCCAGAUGUUGCGCAAUCCAUUCUCAUGGGAUCAAAGCUCCCGGCAGAUACGCUGCAGGAGGUUUGGGAUAUCGCUAAUGUGGAAGACAACUCCACAUUUGGCAAAUACGUCGUUGGGAUUGCAGUCAGACUUGUGGGCCAUGUGCAGAACGGAAAGGAGCUGAGCGAAGAGCUUGUCCUGAAACCUGGAUCUCUCGCUGAGAUCGAUGGGCUGGAGUCAAGUCAAGGAGCAUCCAGCUACGUCUCCCUUCCGUCUUCGUCAGCCCGGGCGGAUCCUUUCAGUGAUCCUGUCGUUUCAAAACCUGGUCCCAAUCGGCCGCUCUUGCCCCACGCACUCAGCAGUCUACCGCCUUUGACGGAGCAGGAUAGAAACAAGUUCAUGCAAAUUUUCUAUCGCAGCGGUGCUGAGAACGGCAUUUUGAGUGGUCCACGCACCCGAGAAGUUCUCAUGAAGUCGAGGCUACCGGUCAACACUCUAGGGGAUAUUUGGGAUCUCGCGGACACGGAACGCCGGGGGUACCUCGAUGCGCCGGCGUUUACGAUUGCCAUGUAUCUCGUACAGGCGUGCAUGUCGGGCCAGCUGACCACUAUACCUCCAGUUCUUCCUCAGCAACUCUAUGCUGAGGCGGCCAAGAAUGCGCCCCACGCCGUGCUGGAUGCGCAUUACGGACCGUCAGGACAGGCCUCGCACACCCCUUCUCCCACCGCAGGAAUGUUCAGCUCGGCUGAUUCAUUACCUGCCCGCCCCCCAACACAGUCUCCACCGAGCACCACACCAGCCGAACCCUCGCUAAUUGAUCUAGAUGAGGAAAUUUCAGAUUUACCUGGACCUGUGUCGAUGCCUAUCCCACUAAUGAGCAGUGCUCCUCGGGAACACACGCGCGUAUCACCGUCAUUGCCGCCUGGUCUGAACAUACCCUCCACGUAUACGCCAAUGACGCCAAUGACCCCGACAAGCUCGUCGAUCUUCAGGCCGUUCUCUAGCCCUUCGCGCACGCCUUCCUCAAGCCAGCCAGGUUCUCCGCCACACACGCCGCAGUCUCCGUUUGAAGCCGCGCCUGAAGGGUGGAACUGGGAUGUUACACCGACCGACAAGAUGAGCUCCGACAAGCACUUUGAUACUCUCGAUCCAUGGAGACAAGGAUACAUCGAAGGGGAGGCUGCUGUAGGAUUUUUGUCCAAGUCUAAGCUACCGCCUCCGGUCCUCGCGAAGAUCUGGGAUCUGGCGGAUAUGGAUCACGAUGGUAAACUGACUAGGGAGGAGUUUGCGAUCGCGAUGUACCUCAUUCGGGGCAAGCUUGCCGGCAAGGAAGUGCCUAAUGUACUCCCGCCUUCGCUUGUCCCACCGCAGAACCUUCCGGACCUGAGCGCGGCACCAGCACUCGCUCCACGACAAGGGGCAGGCACUCCUCCGACCCAGCCACAAGAGCCUGAGCGCGCCAGCACGCCUCCGCCACCUUACGACGAGAACAUAACUCUACCUGAAGAAACUGCCUGAAUGGACGAUAUGUGGACGAUAUUUAUGGUGUUCACGGACCACUUUAUAAUGGGAAUCCUCUGUAUGUACUGGUAGAGCGAAUCACGAUGCGAAAU